AUGGCGCAUCCAGCACAGCGAUGGGGCCUGUCUCAGACGGAAGCCGUCAGAGGACAUGAGCCGUCAGAGGACAUGAGCCGCCACCUGCGGAGGCCCGCGGCUCGUGUGCUUGCUUCCCAGGGCAUGCACUUUUCCACGCGCAGCACCAGGGCGGGCGUGGGCUCCGUCCACGUGAAAGCCCCCGGGCUGGCGCGGGUGCAGAGAGCCGACCACCACCACCCUGGCCCGCGGCCCGCGGAGCCCCUAGCCUCGGAAGGCACGCUUCUGAUUGGCCGCCAGCGUGCCCGGCCCCGCCCCGCCCGCGCCCCGGGGAAGCGAGCCGGCGCCCGGGGCAGGCGGCCCACGUCCGACGGAGCCACGGGCCGAGGCUGCGGCUGUGGACGGCGCGCGGCCCGCAUGGCGGCGCCCAGGAGCCCCGGGCGGGCGCGGGCUCGCGUCCCCGCCGCAGGAAGCGACCAAGCUCACUCCUGGACACUAGUUCCAAGUCAAGCCAUGGACACCGUCUGGAGAGUGGCACAGGGCGCUGUGGUGUUGCUGGUCUCCUUUCUGAAGGUCGCCCUCUGCUUCUUCCGAAGGCUGCACUCGUAUGUAAGGCACUGGCUGAAACGGUGGAGUGGCUAUCUGCAGGGAAAAUUCAAAAAGAACCUCAGUGUGGAGGCGGAAGUUGACUUACUCAGCUAUUGUGCAAGAGAAUGGAAAGGAGGAACACCCCGUGCCAAAAUGAUGAGGAAGGCCUAUGAGGAGCUGUUUUGGAGGCACCAUGUCAAAUGCAUUCGACAAGUAAAGAGAGAUAACUACAACGCUCUCAGAUCGGUGUUAUUUCAGGUUUUCAGCCAGGGCCUUGCUUUUCCAUCCUGGAUGAAAGAAAAAGACAUCGUUAAGCUUCCUGAAAAGCUGCUCUUCUCUCAAGGCUGCAACUGGAUCCAGCAGUACAGUUUUGGACCCGAGAAGUAUACAGGUCCAAACGUGUUUGGGAAGCUACGUAAAUGUGUGGAGUUUUUGAAAAUGCAGUGGGCCGAGCUGAGCGCCAUCAGGGACCCGCGCCGGCGGGGAGGCGCGUGCGGCGCGCUGUUCGCCGACGCGGCGCUGGAGCGCAGGCUGCUGGAGGCCGUGAAGUUCCUCGUGCUGUACCGCGUCACCGAGGCCCACGAGCGCGCGAGCGGCGGCCCCUUCCGCCGCCUCUUCGCCCGGGAGUCGUCGGCGGACCCCUUGAGCUUCAUGAUAAAUCACCUGAACGCCAUAGGCGACACGUGCGGACUCGAGCAGAUCGAUAUGCUUAUACUCGGAUCCUCCCUCGAGCUGAAGAUAAAGGUGUUCCGGCUGUUCAGGUUCAACUCCAGCGACUUCUCGGUCUGCUACCCAGAGGAGGCGCUCAGGGAGUGGCCGGAGAUCUCCCUGCUGACGGAGGAUGACCGUCACUACCACAUCCCUGUCUUCUAGGUCUGCUGUGGACUGCACCUGGCCCUCAGCAAGGACAGGGGGCACACUUGCCAGUGACCCCUUCCGAAGCAGCCAAGCCGGGGUGCAGGAGCGCGGGCGCGGUUUCCCGUCUCGCUGGGCGGGGGGGUCCUCUGCAGCUCUGGUGUGCCGGGGUCGGGGUUGACCGUGUUCCUCUGAUCACUUCACACAGUGGCAUGCCUUAAGACACAGGACACUUAAUAAGGACAAAAACAGGAAAAUGGCUGGGCACGGUGGCGCACGCCUUUAAUCCCAGCACGUGGGCGGCUCAGGUAGGAGUAUGGCUGUGCAAUGUAGGUCAGCCUGAGACUGAUUCCAGGUCAGCCCGGCCGGAGCGAGACCCUACCUUGAGAAAACAAAACAAAACAGGAAAAUGCUUAGAAGAAAACGAGUAGGGAAAAUGGCCUGGGACGCAGGACUUUCUUUAUCUGCCUCUGUUGUCGUCAUGAAGAGCCUCGGCCUCAGCCGGGUGUCAUAAAUAAACAUGCCCCAGCCUAUAAGAGCUACCUUCCUGGGAGGCCUCGUGCUGUGACAAUGUCCUAGA
Jaculus jaculus (lesser Egyptian jerboa) is the source of this 2002-nucleotide messenger RNA. RefSeq names its product OTU deubiquitinase with linear linkage specificity like (gene Otulinl). NCBI's taxonomy places the organism in Eukaryota, Metazoa, Chordata, Mammalia, Rodentia, Dipodidae. Gene Ontology annotation, biological process: protein linear deubiquitination. Gene Ontology annotation, cellular component: cytoplasm. The coding region runs from base 1 to 1440 and encodes 479 amino acids. The transcript has 11 exons. Gene Ontology annotation, molecular function: cysteine-type deubiquitinase activity. The record is from RefSeq and is a predicted model, not a curated record.